GACAGUAUAUCAGUGUUUUCAACAUGGUAUUAUACGUCGAUUUCGUGUAAUUCCUUUUAUUAAUUAAAUUGCGUUAUUAAUUGAUUGAUACAGUAAAAAUAUAAAUUCGCUACUGCGUGAUUAUUUAUCUCGUAGCAAAAAUGAAUAAAUCUAGCACUCGUGCUGAAGAUUUAGAUGACAUCAGUAUGACGGCUCAGGAGCUUCAUAUUCUCUCGGAAUUGGAUAGCCGCCAAUACGGUUUCCUGCUUCUACAUCUUCCUGAAAAUGAGAAAAAACGAGAGCUGGUUUUAAAGGCCGUUAAGUAUUUGCAAUUGAUGGUUGUCCAAGCAAGACGGCAACAGAAAAUCCAGGAUGAAAAUGAACCCAACAAUUAUCAGCAAAUGUCAAAAAAGAUCAGUAUUGAUCCAAAAACCUGGGUUAAGUUGGGGCAUUUUCAUUUGUUGUUGGAGGAGUACAGGAAGGCCCUUUCUGCAUAUCAGAUGUUUUAUAAAGUACAGGCGGAAAACCACUGGAUGGACCCCACUUUCCUGUACGGACUUGGCUUGGUUUAUUUCCACUUCAACGCUUUUCAAUGGGCAGUCAAAGCGUUUCAACAACUCCUCUAUGUGUCUCCAAGUUUCCAAAGAGCUAACGAAGUCCAUUUACGUCUUGGGUUGAUGUUUAAAGCAACACAAGAGUACGAAUCUGCCCUUAAACAUUUACAAUUAGCUCUAGUCGAUAACAGUCCGUGUACGACACCAAAAAGUAUCAUAAAAUUUCAUAUUGCUCAUUUAUUUGAAGUGCAAGGGAAAGUAAAGGGAGCGAAGGACCGAUAUGAGUUACUCCUGCGUGACAAAACAAUUACUCAGACUCUUCGCGCUGACAUUUUUCGCCAAUUAGGUUGGUUGUAUCACUGUCAUGAUUCUUUGGGCGAUAAAAACCAAAGGAUACCUUUAGCAAUCCAUUGUUUGCAACGAGCACAUGAGGCUGACCAAUUUUCCGGUCAAACUCUCUAUCUUCUUGGCCGAUGCUACGCUAGUAUAGGAAAAGUCCACGAUGCUUUUAUCGCUUAUCGAAACUCGGUGGAAAAAUCGGAAGGCAACGCCGAUACUUGGUGCUCCAUAGGAGUGCUUUAUCAGCAGCAGAGUCAGCCUAUGGACGCAUUGCAAGCCUACAUAUGUGCAGUACAAUUAGAUAAAUGCCAUUCAGCUGCUUGGGCUAAUUUGGGAAUUUUGUAUGAAAGCUGUGGACAAGCUCGGGACGCUUACGCUUGCUAUUUGAAUUCAAAUCGAGGAUUAUCGAAUAGGAAUUCAACCGAGGAUACUUUUCUUCCCUCGAAACUACCACGGUUUUCGACGGUGGGAAUGAACCCACAUUUGUCGCAAAGAAUCAACUUUCUUCAGUCGAAUUUAGCAAACGCACCAAUGCCUAGCGCGACGAGCCAGCGUCGACAAUUGCUCUCCAUAGAAGAAGCGUGGAAUCUCCCGAUAUCGGCUGAAAUGUCAUCAAGGCAACAACAACAAAACAGUUCGCAGCAAUCGAAAACCACCACUCAGUCGUAUCAAAAACCCUACAGUCAAGGUUCGACCCCACAAGGCCCGCCACCCCCUUACCCGUCCCCGGGCGGCGGCUCCGUAAAACAAUUCAAAACCGAAGUAGUCGAACAAAAACCCACACCUCAACCUCAAACUCACCCCUUCACUCUCACUCAACAACAACUCCAAAUGUUGAAUUAUUUUCAACAAAACAUUAACAAUCUAACGCCUGCCCAAGAAAAUAUGAGACUGCAACUGCAACAUCAACACCGGUUGAUGCAACAACACCAACAACAGUUGAGACACCAAAGACAAGCCCAGCCCCCACGACAGGGAUCCACGCCGCCUGCCUACAACGGUAACUUCCAAGGGGAUCCUCCCACGUUGAAUCCUCCAAAAAAUCUCUCGCCCUCCUCCAAUGGGGAAAAACUAGUCCAACCAACACCAAAUGUCAUCCCGAGUUGUGCGAGAGAUAUCACAAUGCCCGUUUCGGGACAACAUUCAGCUGACAUGGAUGUCAGCGAGGAGGAAUUAAAAGACUUCCUCUCCCAGAAGGAUCUAGCAACGACGUUGGCCGAAAACCUCCUCAAACACUUUGGCUCCGAUGAUAUUGACAUCAAAGAGGAACAGGAACAAAAUGAAAAUAUUUUAUCAUCCGGACCCUUUUCUCCAUCAAAUUUAGAUUCAUCGAAACCGGAAAUCGAUACGAAACGACGGAUCAAAUCGCCACCACAGGAUAGUAUCCUAACUAUCAAAUCGGAACCUCCUUGGGAAGUGGAUUCUUUGCAUUCUGUUGAAAAACGACCGGAAAUCGAAUACACAAUCGACAUGGACGCGAAAACAAUCCUAAGACUGUGCAAAGGUGAAGGCAUCAAGGGUGAAAUAAGUAACUCGUUAAUAUCAGAUCGAGCGCCUCCCCCUUCACCCCCCGAUCCCCCAGCAAUAAAACUAAACCAUCAACAGUUACUUCCGCCCACGCCUUCGGUCUACUUAGAUAACAAAAAACACGCAUUUAGUCCCCAAUUACAAGAGUUUUGUCUCAAACACCCUAUAGCUGUAGUAAGAGGAUUAGCUUCAGCGCUGAAGCUUGAUUUGGGGUUAUUUUCAACUAAAACUUUAGUUGAGGCUAAUCCUGACCACAGUGUCGAAGUUAGGACACAAAUACAACAACCAUCGGACGAAAACUGGGACCCCCAGUCUGGGAAAAAGGUCUGGGCGUGUAUCUCGCAUAGGUCACAUACGACCAUUGCAAGAUAUGCGCAGUACCAAGCCUCCAGUUUUAAAGAAAGUUUAAAGGAAGAGAGAGAUAAGGCCACUAGUGGCUUGUCCGACUCGGAUUCAAAGGACUCGGUGAAUUUUCCCAAGAGGAGGCGGCUUUGCAAUAUACCGCCCUCGGCCAACACGAAGGGCUGCAAUCAGCCCAAAAUGUUGAAGUUUGGGACAAACGUCGACUUGUCUGAUGAGAAGAAAUGGAAGGCCCAACUGCAGGAGUUGAUGAAACUUCCGGCUUUCGCUCGUGUUGUCUCGGCUGGGAAUAUGUUGUCGCACGUGGGACACGUGAUCCUCGGCAUGAACACAGUUCAGUUGUACAUGAAGGUGCCUGGUAGUCGUACUCCCGGCCACCAAGAAAACAACAACUUCUGUUCGAUUAACAUUAACAUCGGUCCGGGGGAUUGCGAGUGGUUUGCCGUCCCAGACGCGUAUUGGGGUGCGAUUUGCGCCCUCUGUGAGAAGAACCAGAUAAAUUACCUUCAUGGGUCAUGGUGGCCCGUCCUUGAGGACUUGUACAAUGCGAAUAUUCCAGUUUAUCGGUUUUUGCAACGUCCUGGGGAUUUGGUUUGGGUGAACGCCGGUUGUGUUCAUUGGGUGCAGGCCGUUGGUUGGUGCAACAAUAUUGCGUGGAAUGUGGGCCCCCUGACAGCGCGACAAUACCAACUCGCGAUCGAGCGAUACGAGUGGAAUAAAUUGCAGAGUUUCAAGUCAAUUGUGCCAAUGUUGCACUUGUCGUGGAACUUGUCGAGGAACAUUAAAGUUUCCGACCCGAAAUUGUUCCAGUUGAUUAAGAAUUGCUUAAUGCGGACAUUGAGACAGUGUUCUAUGAUUUUGGAGUUUGUGAAACACAAAGGUGUUGAGGUCAAGUUCCACGGACGAGGCAAGAACGAGGCGUCGCACUACUGUGGGCAAUGCGAGAUUGAAGUUUUUAAUAUCUUGUUCAUAAGGGAGCAGGAGAAGCGACAUGUGGUCCAUUGUAUGGACUGUGCGCGGAAACAGAGCACGAAUUUGGAGGGAUUUGUCUGUUUGGAGGAGUACAAAAUGGAGGAGUUGACGGAAGUUUACGAUAACUUCACUUUAUAUCCCACCGUUAGUGCUACUGCAGAGCAAUAUCGGCUAAUGUAGCAAAUUUAAUUUCAAGUGCUAACUUUCAGCUACCACUGCCACUUGUAACGGAUGUACAACUUAAUGUUAAUACUUGCUUAUUAAAUGUAAAAUUCGAGUGAUAAUGUAAAAUGUAGAUAAGUGUGUACAUAAUAUUUUCAAUUUUGUAGAUUGGCGAUAAGUUAUAUGUUACAUCUUAAUACAGUGAUCUCAUAACAGUUAUUUAUAAGUGUACAUAUUAUAAAAAAUAAAUAUAUUUGUACAAUAUAUUUAUUUUGGAAGUCAAAGGAAUAGGAUGAUUGUAUUUGAAUCAUCAUUUUUGUUGUUAAUGAAUGAAACCAUAUUUUCACUGCCAAAAAUUAUAUAUAAAUGACUGUUUUUACGUAAUUUUUUAAGUCUGUACGUAUUGUAUAAUUCAAAGAUUUUUUUAAAGGCGGCAAAUUCGGUUAUUGCGUGUAUUCGUUCACUGCCACUUUGUGAUACAUUUCUACCCGAAUACCACUUUAUAUGUUCAUAGACAGAGCCUGGGUUCGAACAGUGCCUUCUUCAAUAAAUUAUCUGAAAAAAAUUCAUAUUUUCUCCAUUCAUGACCAAUUACAAAUACAGUUACAUUAUGUAAAUAUGACGAUGUAUUAGGAAAUAAAUCAGGAAACUGGCUCAAUUUUCUAAGUAAGGUAAUCCCUAUUUCCCCUGUUCAUAUAGCUGUGUAUUUUAUAUCAUGAAAAGUCUGAUUUCACUUUAUGUAUUAUAGUUUCAAUUGUAGUUUAGACACUACAUAAACUUGUAUUUAUGAUUAAUUAAAUAAAACGUUAUAUUUGAA
This is a messenger RNA of Tribolium madens (black flour beetle), 4710 nucleotides long. It is a transcript of the gene Utx, whose product is annotated as lysine-specific demethylase 6A. Gene Ontology annotation, biological process: regulation of gene expression. Gene Ontology annotation, molecular function: protein binding; histone H3K27me2/H3K27me3 demethylase activity; RNA polymerase II cis-regulatory region sequence-specific DNA binding. Gene Ontology annotation, cellular component: MLL3/4 complex. NCBI's taxonomy places the organism in Eukaryota, Metazoa, Arthropoda, Insecta, Coleoptera, Tenebrionidae. The transcript is spliced from 17 exons. The record is from RefSeq and is a predicted model, not a curated record. Bases 141 to 3911 code for a protein of 1256 amino acids.